UGCAUGUCAUACUAUUACUUCGGCUAUUGCUUCUAGUGCCAUGUGGAGAAAAUUGACGGAAGGGGUUAUUAACGUAUUAGACUAUUGACAGGGCUGAUUAAAUUUCUCAACCCAAUCCCCGGAAAUUGUUUACUUUCGGCAUGGGCUCAGAAGCAGGAAUCGAAUGCAAUCUUAUGUGCUCGACUAAAGAAUCUCUAUCACCCAACGGCUACCAUGUGCUACAUCGCCGAUGCCACUGUUGUGAUCCGUCAGAAAGGUUGGACCAUUUUUUAAGAUUACUGGGCCCAACCGAGCUCUGGAGCAGCUCGUGUCCAAUCAUUCCGAGCUUGGACUGCCAAACACUUAGACAUCUAUGGGAUAUCCUGGUAACAUCGCACUCCACAACACCGUCAGAGGCACGAAACACAGAAUCAUCCGAGAUUCAGAUCCUCCUCUCGCCGCUGCUUUGACUACAAACAAAACAAAUGCGCCCGGACGUUUGCUCAGACCUCACUUCUCCAUUCGAUUGACCUUCGACCUUCGACCUUCGACCUUCGACCUUCGACAUCUACAGCUUCCGCGACUUCCAAUUGAAAGUAUUCCGACCUUCCAAACGCGGUUUUCAUGUGCAGCAGCGGUACAGUACCUGAGACAGGGUUUCGCGACUGACGAAGGGUCUCGGGCCUGGUGGUGGAGAGGACGAGUCGUGGACCCAAGUGUGUUGACUCGAGGACAACAGGGCAAUGAGCACAACACAUGGAUACAAUGGGACGGGAGCAGUGUACGAGGAGACGGACGCUGAGAGCUCUCAGGUUAAGAGGCAACGCAGUAUGAAGUUCAGUCUUUAUCCUGCGCGUCCGAGAACAGCUUCGAAGAGCUCGAUACCUUCUAUACCCUCGUCGCCAAUUGCCUCCACAGCUCCACAGCUUCCCCAAAUUUCUCCUGUCAUGUCCAAAGAGGAGUACAAUCAACGGCCAUAUACCUCACACCACGCACAUUCCAACGAGCGGUCCUUUACUGCUCCACCAGGCAUUCCUCAUAGUCUACACAAGAAACCUUCCGAGGCUUCCAGACUCCGGGCUCUGAAUAAUGGGCAUAGGUCGCAAUCUACGGAUAGAGCAGCGGACUUACCAGCAGACAACUUCUCCAGACCUCGACAGCCGAGCUUACGGCGUAGGAAUGACUCCCCUAAACCGCUCUCACACGCAACAUCUUCGUUCCCUCUACGGGCCUACGAUGAGCAGCAAACACCUACGGACCUUGCUUCUUCAAGAGACCGUGGUUUCUCUACAUCCUCUUCUCAAUCUUCCAUGAAUUUACCAGCCUACCAAAUACGUCCCUCAGCUUCGAUACCUGACUAUCAAGCUGCCGACUCGAUAUACUCUCGCCAGAGAAACCUGAACAAUCGUCAAUACAGGCCCUGGCAAGCAGUCAGCAGACCGGAUAGUAAUCAUUCUGCAUAUCGACGGGACCCCAUACCACGACCGAACGGCUUUGAUAGUGAGGAAGUACGAGCUAGCUUUCGAUCCGCUUUGACCACCAGUUCUAGCUUUAUGGGCACCAGUGGGACAGAGAGGAGUAGUGUCAUGACGAAGAGCAGCUCUGCAACCUCAAUAUAUGGCCGGGAUGAGGGAAUGAGCGUGGAUGAUGCCAUUGGGAUGUACGAGAGUGGAUUUAUGGACUCGGGCGUUGAGGAUAAUGAUGCUACGAGACCGAAUACACCUGAUUCGCAACGGAAAAGGAUAUCUGGCCUUCAUGAAGCCAUGACUGAUUCUUUAGUGACGGAGUCACCAGAACCAUUGGACGCGAAAGAGUCCCUUAUGGUUCCAAACAUGGCAAGGAUUGUCAGAGACUCACAUCAGAUAUUCCAUACGGUUGGGAGACCAAGUGAGGAUGUGCCCAGGAGUGGUGAUGGGACGUUAGACGUCCAGGAAGCUUAUUUUGAGCAGAAGCUUCCGAGUCCCAGUCGGCCAGUAACAAGGGCGACUGCGGCACCAUUUGAUGAGACGAGAGAUCGAUAUGGGUUCCGGAAGAAGACUCAAUACAUCUCAUUAGAGGCGUACGAAGCCUGGAAUGGACCGUAUACAGAGUACUUGACUCGACGGCGAAAGAAAUGGGUGGCUUUACUGAAAGACAAUGGACUUGUCACUGAUCGACCAAUACGAUUUCCGGCAAAAUCCGCCAAAGUCAAGCGUUUCAUUCGAAAAGGAAUACCGCCAGACUGGAGAGGCGAUGCAUGGUUUUGGUAUGCAGGAGGUCCAGCCAUGGUGAGCAAGAACUAUGGAGUCUAUAACGCCUUGGUGAGAAGAGCUGCCGCAGGCGAUGUGACAGAAACGGAUGAAGAGAUCAUCGAACGGGAUCUUAACCGAACAUUUCCAGACAACGUUAAAUUCAAGCCAGAUCUGCCACCAUUGGCUCCAGGCGAAGUGCGCAACAGCCAGCAAGUUGAACCAGAAACGCCUCUACUGCAAUCUCUCCGGCGAGUCCUUCAAGCGUUUUCCAUUCACAACCCGCGCAUCGGCUAUUGUCAAUCACUCAACUUUCUUGCUGGCCUACUUCUUCUCUUCAUGGAGGAAGAAAAGGCGUUCUGGAUGCUCAACAUCAUAACGACCACUUAUCUCCCAGGGACUCAUGAACUCAAUCUCGAAGGCGCAAAUGUCGACUUGGGGGUUCUAAUGUCAAGCAUCAAAGACAUGAUGCCCCAGAUCUGGGCCAAGAUCGGAGGCGAGCUCGACGGCUCUUCCCUCCCACAUUCCACUCUUCGUCUCCCACCCAUCACCCUCUGUACGACUGCCUGGUUCAUGUCCUGCUUCAUCGGCACCCUGCCUAUCGAGUCCACUCUCCGUGUAUGGGAUUCCUUCUUCUGCGAAGGCUCCAAGACACUCUUCCGUAUCGCGCUUACGGUCUUCAAGCUCGGUGAGUCAGAGAUCAGAGCCGUCUCUGACCCCAUGGAGAUUUUCCAAGUCGUACAGACUAUCCCGAGGAAACUGAUUGAUUGUAAUGCGUUGAUGGAGGCGUGUUACAAGAGACGCAACGGUUUUGGUCAUUUGAGUCAGGAGACUAUUGAGAAGGGAAGAGCAGAAAGGAGGAAAGGAUACGCGGAUGAGAGGGAAAGGGAGAAGGAGAGAGCGGCUACGGGGCUUGGUGGUGUUGAUGGUGCGGCUGUGACGAGGGUUGCCACGAGGAAGGGGACGGUGUUUGGACGGAAGAAGAGGUCGGUGGAGGCUUGAUCUAGCGUUUGAUUGGUUGGAUAUUGAAUAUUUGGAUGGGAAUGGGGGUAAUGAAAGUUCAGAUGGAUGGAUGGAUACAAGUAUAAGAUAAUGAUGUUACGACACGAAAGUAAAGCAAAGCAGCAUUUCACGGCGUUUUGUUGUUUAUCUUCUAUUCUACUUCUCGCUUAGGGAGUUUGGAUGGAUAGGAUGGGCACUAUUAGGCGAUUUUAGCUGG
Molecule: messenger RNA, 3426 nt
Organism: Cadophora gregata
Lineage: Eukaryota; Fungi; Ascomycota; Leotiomycetes; Helotiales; Ploettnerulaceae
Exons: 2
Coding region: 723-3209 (828 amino acids)
Source: RefSeq, a predicted model, not a curated record